Sorex araneus (European shrew) is the source of this 8652-nucleotide messenger RNA. It is a transcript of the gene OTOG, whose product is annotated as otogelin. NCBI's taxonomy places the organism in Eukaryota, Metazoa, Chordata, Mammalia, Eulipotyphla, Soricidae. The coding region runs from base 1 to 8652 and encodes 2883 amino acids. Gene Ontology annotation, biological process: L-arabinose metabolic process. The transcript is spliced from 54 exons. Gene Ontology annotation, cellular component: extracellular matrix. Gene Ontology annotation, molecular function: protein binding; alpha-L-arabinofuranosidase activity. The record is from RefSeq and is a predicted model, not a curated record.
AUGAAUGACUGCAUUCAAAUCUGGACGCCUACCCAGGGCUCCUCCAGCACCAACAUCACCACCACCAUCACCACCACCAUCAUCAUCAUUAUCGAGGAGGCUGGCGCCCUGGACUCCUCAGCCAUGUCGUCCUGGGAGAGGCGUCUCCAUCGGGCCAAAUGUGCUCCCACUUACCUGUUCUCCUGCUUCAACGGGGGCGAGUGCGUGCACCCCGCCUUCUGUGACUGCAGGCGCUUCAACGCCACUGGACCGCGCUGCCAGAUGGUGUACAAUGCUGGCCCCGAGAGGGACAGUAUCUGCCGAGCGUGGGGCCAGCACCACGUGGAGACAUUCGAUGGCCUCUACUACUACCUGUCUGGGAAGGGGAGCUACACACUGGUGGGGCGCCACGACCCCGAGGGACAGAGCUUCUCAGUGCAGGUGCACAAUGACCCGCAGUGCAGCUCCGCGCCCUACUCCUGUGCCCGGUCUGUCAGCCUGUUCUUCGCCGGGGAGCAGGAGAUCCACCUGGCGGAGGAGGUGACCCACGGCAGUGUGAGGGUCGCCCUGCCGCACGUGGUGGGGAGCGUGCAGCUGCAGAGGCUGGCGGCCUACGUCAUCGUGCGCCACCCAUCUGCCUUCACGCUGGCCUGGGACGGAGCCUCCGCUGUCUACGUCAAGAUGAACCCUGAGUUCCUGGGCUGGACCCACGGGCUGUGCGGGAACAAUAACGCUGAUCCCCUGGAUGACCUGGUGACCAGUUAUGGGAAGCUGACUGACGACGUGGCUGAGUUUGUGCACAGCUGGCAGGAGCAGCCCCUGCGCCAGCCUGCAGGGCCCAUGAGCUCCGCUCCGCCCCGGCCGCCGUGCCUGCAGCAGAGCCCCGGAACCAUGCAGGGUGUGUACGAGCGCUGCGAGGCGCUGCUUCGCGCCCCCUUCGUCGCCUGCCACGCCUUCGUCAGCCCGCUGCCCUUCUCGGCCAGCUGCACCAGUGACCUCUGCCAGUCUGGGGGCGACGAAGCCACCUGGUGCCGGGCGCUGGCCGAGUACGCGCGGGCAUGCGCGCAGGCGGGGCGCCCCCUGCAGGGCUGGAGGAGCCAGCUCAGGCAGUGCGCCGUGCACUGCAAGGAGAAGGCCUUUACCUACAAUGAGUGCAUCGCCUGCUGCCCCACCUCCUGCCAGCCCAGGGCGUCCUGUGUGGACAGCGAGAUCGCCUGCGUGGAUGGCUGCUAUUGCCCCGAUGGGCUGAUCUUCGAGGACGGGGGCUGCGUGGCACCCGCUGAGUGUCCCUGUGAGUUCCACGGGGCCCUGUACCCGCCGGGCUCGGUGGUGAAGGAAGACUGCAAUGCCUGCACGUGCACGGCAGGCAAGUGGACGUGCAGCAUGUCCAUCUGCCCAGCUGAGUGCUCGGUGACGGGUGACAUUCACUUCACCACCUUCGAUGGCCGCCGGUACACGUUCCCUGCCACGUGCCAGUACAUCCUGGCCAAGAGCCGCUCCUCGGGCACCUUCACUGUGACGCUGCAGAACACGCCCUGUGGCCUGAACCAGGAUGGAGUCUGUGUCCAAUCAGUGUCAGUGAUUCUGCACCAGGACCCUCGGAGGCAGGUGACCCUGACCCAAGCAGGGGACGUCCUCCUGUUUGACCAGUACAAGGUCACCCCACCCUACACCGAUGAUGCCUUUGAGAUCCGGAGGCUGUCCUCUGUAUUCCUGCGCGUGAGGACCAACGUGGGCGUGCGGGUGCUCUACGACCGGGAGGGACUGCGGCUGUACCUGCAGGUGGACCAGCGAUGGGUGGAGGACACCGUGGGCCUCUGUGGCACCUUCAAUGGCAACACGCAGGAUGACUUUCUGUCCCCUGUAGGUGUGCCGGAGAGCACCCCACAACUCUUUGGCAAUUCUUGGAAAACGCUGUCUGCCUGCUCCCCGCCGGUCUCUGGCACCCCGUUGGAUCCCUGCGACGUGCACUUGCAAGCUGCCUCGUAUGCCGUGCAGUCCUGCAGCGUGCUCACCGGGGAGCCCUUCGCGCCCUGCUCCGCCUACCUGAGCCCCUUGCCCUACUUUGAGCAGUGCCGCCGGGACGCCUGCCGCUGUGGGCAGCCCUGCCUGUGUGCCACGCUGGCCCACUAUGCCCACCUGUGCCGGCGCCAUGGGCUCCCUGUUGACUUCCGUGCCAGCCUGCCAGCCUGCGCGCUAUCCUGCGAGGCCACCAAGGAAUACAGUCCCUGUGUGGCCCCCUGCAGACAGACAUGCCAGGACCUGGCCAGCCCCGAGGCCUGUGGGGUGGACAGUGGCAGUGACCUCAGCGGGGACGAGUGUGUGGAGGGCUGUGCCUGCCCACCCGACACCUACCUGGACCCCCAGGCUGACCUCUGUGUCCCCAGGAACCAGUGUUCCUGCCACUUCCAAGGCAUGGACUUCCCGCCUGGAGACAGUGACAUCCCGGCGCUGGGCCACUGCCACUGCAAGGAUGGCGUCAUGAGCUGUGAUAGCAGAGCCCCAGCCACGGCCUGCCCCGCGGGCCAGGUCUUCGUGAACUGCAGUGCCCCGCACGCCGACCUGGAGCUGAGCAGAGAGCGGACCUGUGAGCAGCAGCUUCUGAACCUGAGCGUCCCGGCCCGGGGGCCCUGCCUGUCCGGGUGUGCCUGUCCCCAGGGCCUGCUCAGACACGGGGAUGCCUGCUUCCUGCCAGAGGAGUGCCCAUGCACUUGGAAGGGGAAGGAGUAUUUCCCCGGGGACCAGGUCACUUCUCCCUGCCAUACCUGCGUGUGCCAGCAGGGCUCGUUCCAGUGCGUUCUCCACCCCUGCGCCGCCACCUGCACGGCCUACGGUGACCGCCAUUACCGCACGUUCGAUGGCCUCCCCUUUGACUUUGUGGGGGCGUGCAAAGUGCACCUGAUCAAGAGCACAUCAGACUUCAGCUUCUCCGUGAUCGUAGAGAACGUAAACUGCUACAGCUCUGGCAUCAUCUGCAGGAAGUUUAUCUCCAUCAACGUUGGGAAUUCGCUGAUCAUCUUUGAAGACGACUCAGGAAACCCGAGUCCCGAGAGCUUCCUGGACGAGAAGCAGGAGGUCCACACAUGGCGAGCGGGCUUCUUCACGCUGGUACACUUCCCCCGGGAGCACAUCACCCUCCUGUGGGACCAGAGGACCACCGUGCACGUCCAGGCCGGGCCGCAGUGGCAGGGCCAGCUGGCAGGCCUCUGUGGGAACUUUGACUUAAAAACCAUCAACGAGAUGAGGACCCCAGAGAACCUCGAGCUAACUAACCCCCAGGAGUUUGGCAGCAGUUGGGCUGCAGUGGAGUGUCCAGACCCCCUGGAGCCCCGGGACACGUGUGUUCUGAACCCCCUGCGGGAGCCGUUUGCCAAGAAGGAGUGUGGUGUGCUGCUGAGUGAGGUGUUCGAGACCUGCCACCCCGUGGUUGACGUUACUUGGUUUUACUCCAACUGCCUGACGGACACGUGUGGGUGCAGCCGGGGUGGGGACUGUGAGUGCUUCUGUGCCAGUGUGUCCGCCUAUGCCCACCAGUGCUGCCAGCACGGGGUGGCCGUCGACUGGCGGACGCCUCACCUCUGCCCGUACGACUGCGACUUCUUUAACAAAGCCCUAGGGAAGGGGCCCUACCAGCUGGCCAGCUGGGCAGCAGCCGGUGCCCUGGUGGCGGCUAGGGCAGCGGGCAGUGCCCUGGUCCUGGUGAGGGCUGAAGACGCCCCUCAGGGGCUCCUGACGAGCUUCCUGCUGACGGCGGCCCUGUGCAAAGCCAAGGCCCACGACCCGGAUGUGGUGUCCCUGGAGGCAGCGGACAGACCCAACUUCUUCCUCAGUGUCACAGCCAACGGGUCCCUGCACCUGGCUCAGUGGCAGGACAGCGACACCUUCCGCGGCCGAGCCUCCUUCGCCCUGCACCGGGGCACGGGGCGGCGGGAGGGCCUGGUGGCGCUGGAGUCGCUGGCGGAGCCCGGGGCCUUCCUGCACGCGGCGGGCUCCGCGCUGGCCCUGCGGCCCUUCCAGCACUCGGAGGCCUUCCGCAGCGCCACGCUCUUCCGCCUUCUGGAUGCCAAGCCCUCGGGGGCCGCCUACCCCACCUGCGAGUGGCGCUAUGACCCCUGUGCCAGCCCCUGUUUCCAGACCUGCCGGGAUCCGCGGGCCGCCAGCUGCCGGGAGGUGCCCAGGGUGGAAGGCUGUGUGCCUGCCUGCCCCGCCCCCAGGGUCCUGGACGAAGUCACGCAGCGAUGCGUCUACCUGGAGGACUGUGUGCAGCCCGGGCUCCAGGUCCCCACGGACGCCCCUGGGAAUCAGACCCUCGCCCCUCAGCUGCCCACUCCUGGCCACGAGGAGCUACAGCCGCCAUCAGGACCUCCGGGGGCUCCCUCCCAGGGGCCAGCGUUCACCCCAGCUGCCCCUCUCAUCACGGCCCCCAACCCACCCACAGAGGGACCCCCGCAGUCUCCAGGCACCCCCCGGGCCACUCUGCAGCAGCUGCUGAGGGUCUCUAACGCCCCCCCUCACUUCACCAAGGCCCCGGCCGGGCACAGAGUGGCCACUAGCCACCCGGUCACCUCCCAGCCCCCCAAGACCUCCCUCACAGCAGAUGCCCCCCCACUGUGGCAGACACCAGCUCCCAGCACGGGGUCAGGUGCCAUGGAGACAACCAGCGUGACUGUGCCCUCGACCCAGAGCCCCAAUGUCACUGUCCCAACCCGCUUGCCCGAGGCACCCCACUUCCCUCUCAUGACCAAAGCAGUGCCAGUCACAGGCCCCGGGCCCUUUCCUGCCAAAACGACCCCUGUACAGCCCUCCCCCAGCCCGGGGCCACCCGCAGUGCCCUCUCCCCGUGGCACGGAGGCUUCUCCACAUGUGACCCCCAGACUCACUUCCUUGGGCUCCCAGGAGGCCUUGCUGACACCUGAAGUAGCAGAGGUCACCAACAGGACCGGGGGCCCCCAGGCUCCCCAGUCUCAGAGAGUCACCAGUCCCAGCAGCUCCCCAGCCGAGGCCGGGACAUCCACAGAGCAGCUGCGUGCUGGACCCCUGACAACCAAGAGAGCGGAGGUGGUGCUGUCCACGGAGGAGGUCCAGGCUGGGCCCAGCCAGCCCACGGGGCUGCCGCUGUCCCCGCUUCCAGGCCCAAUCCCCACGGCCCUGCCCAGCCCUGCCCGACUCACCGCCACAGCCACCAGGCCUCCAGCCAGGCUCCCGGCCACUCCAGCUGUCCAUGGCCUGUCCCCAGCUGCCCCCGAGCUGGGGGCCAUGCCCUUCACCCCUGCAGAGUCAACCCGGCCACCCCACCUCCUCUCUGGCCUCCCCCUGGACACCAGCCUGCCCCUGGCCAAGGUGGGCACAUCUGCCCCCGUGGCUAUGGUUGGCCCAGAGGAAUCCACCAGCAGCCGUCCACUCCAGCCGCAGGCCACGGCUCUCACCAGAGCCACGACUCCACCUGUGUGGACAGACAGGCUGGCUGUUUCUCCUACCCAGACCCCCCCUGUCCAGGCACUUGCUAUGGACCACAGCACCCCCGAGGCCCCGGGCACGGCAUCAGGUCCGCUUCCCGAAGCCCCAGUGCCAACCUCUGAAGCAGGGGCCAUGGCCGAGGGGCUGCCCUCCACAGUGUCCAGCAUUCCGGGGAGGAGCACCACAGGGAGGACGGCCAUUCUGUCCAAGCAGGUGUCUCUGCCCAGCUCAGUGGAUAGCUCAGCAGAUGGCCCUGGGCAGGGAGGGCACACGGAGCUCCCACCAGCUUCCACCCACAGUCUUGCUGCAGCCAUGGUGGUGACUGGGGUCCCAGGUCCCUGGGUGGGCAUGGCUCCCCUGGGGCCCACCUCCCACCCACCAAGCAGCCUGCCACUCUGGACAGCCUCCCGAGAGAGCCCUGGGGCACUGCUCCUUCAGCUGCCCGAGGCCCACGGCCCCUCAGCAGGCCCACAGGGGCCUGCAGAGCCAGGGGGCGAGGCUACCACUGAGCAGUCUGGGCGCUCAGCUCCCGUCCAGAGCAUCCCCGAGGGCUCAGCCUGGGCCACCACGGAGGCCAAUGUGUCUGCCACCUGUGUGCCAAUUGCGGAGCAGGACUGCGUGCGCCACAUCUGCCUGGAGGGCCAACUGAUCCGUGUGAACCAGUCCCAGCACUGUCCCCAGGGUGCAGCUCCCCCUCGCUGUGGGGUCCUGGGCCUUGGCGUGAGGGUGGGCGGGGACCGCUGCUGUCCACUCUGGGAAUGUGCCUGCCGCUGCUCCAUCUUCCCUGAUCUCAGCUUCGUGACCUUCGACGGUAGCCAUGCAGCCUUGUUCAAGGAGGCCAUCUACGUCCUCAGCCAGAGCCCAGAGGAGCUGGUCACUGUGCAUGUCCUCGACUGCAAAAGUGCCAACCUGGGACACCUGAACUGGCCCCCGUUCUGUCUGGUGAUGCUGAAUGUGACUCACCUGACGCAUCGGAUCACCGUUGACCGCUUUAGCAGGAAGGUGACUGUGGACGCACAGCCGGUGUGGCCCCCUGUGAGCAGGCUUGGGUUCAGGAUCGAAGACACGGGCCACAUGUACAUCAUCCGGACGCCGUCACACAUCCAGAUCCAGUGGCUCCACAGCUCGGGACUCAUGAUCCUGGAGGCCAGCAAAGCCAGCGACACCCAGAGCCGGGGCCUCUGUGGGAUCUGUGAUGGGGACGCAGCCAAUGACCUCACCCUGGAGGACGGCUCGGUGGUGGGGGAGACUGAGGACCCUGCCCCCUUCCUGGAUAGCUGGCAGGUGCCCAGCUCCCUCACCUCGGUGGGCCAGACCCGCUUCCGCCCGGACAGCUGUGCCACGGCCGACUGCUCGCCCUGCCUCCGCAUGGUGUCCAACCGCACCUUCAGCGCCUGCCACCGCUUCGUGCCCCCGGAGUCCUUCUGCGAGCUGUGGAUCCGAGACACCAAGUACGUGCAGCAGCCCUGCGUGGCGCUGACUGUGUACGUGGCCAUGUGCCACAAGUUCCACGUGUGCAUCGAGUGGCGGCGCUCCGACUACUGCCCCUUCCUGUGCUCCAGCGACGCCACCUACCAGCCCUGCGUGGUGGCCUGUGAGCCCCCCGAGUCGUGCCAGGACGGGAUGCUGGGCCCAGCCGACCCAGAGCGUUGCCAGGUGCUGGGCGAAGGCUGCGUCUGCUCCGAGGGCAGCAUCCUGCACCGGCGCCACUCGGCGCUGUGCAUCCCUCGGGAGAAGUGUGCCUGCACUGACAGCGCAGGGGUGCCGCGCGCCCUGGGCGAGACCUGGAACAGCUCCCUGAGCAGCUGCACCCAGCAGCAGUGCCAGGCCCCCGACACCGUGGUGCCCGUGGAGCUGCACUGCCCCGGCCCGCGGCCGGAGAGCUGCCCGCGCUUUGGGGAGGUGGUCCUGCUGCUGCCCACCCAGGAGCCCUGCUGCCUGGGCGCCGUGUGCGUGUGUAACCAGACUCUGUGUGAGGGCCUGGCCCCCACCUGCCGCCCCGGCCACCGACUGGUCACCCACUUCCAGGAGAAUUCCUGCUGCCCCCGCUACAGCUGUGAGUGUGACCCGGACCUGUGUGAGGCAGAGUCUCUCCCCAGCUGCCGCCCGGACCAGACCCUGAUCGUUGGCCGUCUGGGGGACUCAUGCUGUGACUCCUACUUCUGUGCCUGCGGCGACUGUCCGGACCCGAUCCCUGAGUGUCAGGAGGGGGAGGCGCUCACAGUGGACAGGAACACCACUGAGCUCUGCUGCCCUUUGUACCAGUGCGUGUGUGAGAGCUUCCGCUGCCCCCAGGUGGACUGUGGCAUGGGCACCGCCCUGGUGGAGGUGUGGAGCCCAGACCGCUGCUGCCCCUACAAGUCCUGCGAAUGUGACUGUGACACAAUCCCAGUUCCCCGGUGCCACCUGUGGGAGAAGUCGCAGCUGGACGAGGCGUUCCUGCGCAGUGCCGAGAACGUGUGCGGCUGUGCCAAGUACGAGUGCGUGAAGGCCCCCGUGUGUCUGAGCCGGGAGCUGGGCGUGAUGCAGCCGGGACAGACGGUGGUGGAGCUCUCGGCCGACGGCGUGUGCCACACCUCCCGCUGCACCGACCUGCUGGACCCUCUGAGCGGCUUUUACCAGAUCAAUGCCACCUCCGUGCUCUGUGACGUCCGCUGUGAGGCGAACCAGGAGUACGAGCACCCGCGGGACCUGGCGGCCUGCUGCGGCGCCUGCAGGAACGUGUCCUGCCUCUUCACCUUCCCCAACGGCACCACCUCCCUGUUCCUGCCCGGGGCGUCCUGGGUCGCAGAGUGUGCCCGGCACCACUGCAGCAGCACCCCCCUGGGCGCCGUGCUGGUUCGCUCGCCCAUCAGCUGCCCCCCGCUCAACGAGACCGAGUGUGCCAAGGUUGGGGGCUCGGUGGUGCCUUCCCUGGAGGGAUGCUGCAGGACAUGCAAAGAGGACGGACGCUCUUGCAAGAAGGUGACCAUCCGCAUGACCAUCCGCAAGAACGACUGCAGGAGCAACACUCCCGUGAACCUUGUGUCCUGUGACGGGAGGUGCCCAUCCGCCAGCAUCUACAACUACAACGUCAACAGCUAUGCCCGCUUCUGCAAGUGCUGCCGCGAGGUGGGGCUGCAGCGACGGGCCGUGCAGCUCUUCUGUGCCACCAACGCCACCUGGGUGCCCUACACGGUGCAGGAGCCCACCGACUGCGCCUGCCAGUGGUCCUGA